UUGGCCGCGUGAGUGUGGGAAAGAGCGCGGAGCCGAGUUCACACGCCGGGCGGUGCGGCCUUACGCAGCCGGGCGGCGGGCACCGCGCACGGUCGGGAGCCAGGGACCCCGGCCGAGGGGCACGGAGCACCGCGCGCCCGCCACUCGCCGGCCCGUUACCCGGCGGCGCGUUGCGCCCGGCACAGAAGGCGCGGGACCACCAUGCCCGCAGAGCCCGCAGAGCCCGCAGGGAAGCCGAGCGCCUCGCCGCGGGCAGGAGCGCCAGCCAGCGCCCGCCGGACCCCAGACAAGUCUCGGAGCGCGGCCGAGCACCUCCUCCAAGCCCGUCAUGGAGAAGCGGCGCCGAGCGCGCAUCAACGAGAGCCUGGCGCAGCUCAAGACCCUCAUCCUGGACACCCUCAGGAAAGACGUAAGCCGGGGGCGGGGGCGCGGGAUCCAGGUGCGGGGCCCCGCGUCUGGGACACGGCUUGCUACAGCGCCCACCGUACCUGCCCCCAGAGCUCCCGCCAUUCGAAGCUGGAGAAAGCGGACAUCCUAGAGAUGACAGUGAGGCACCUGCAGGGCCUGCGGCGCGUGCAGGUGACAGCCGCACUCCACGCCGACCCAGCCGUCCUGGGCAAGUACCGCGCCGGCUUCAACGAGUGUCUGGCGGAGGUGAGCCGCUUCCUGGCCGGCUGCGAGGGUGUCCCCGCCGACGUGCGCUCCCGCCUGCUCAGCCACCUGGCGUCCUGCCUAGGCCAGCUGGGGUCCUCGCGCCGCCCGGCCCGGCUGACCCCCGUCGCCGAGGCCCCGGCGUCCGAGGUCUACUCGCUCUCUCUGCUGCCCGCGCCCAACGAUCCCCUGCCCCUACUGCGCCCCGGGGCUGCCUUCGCUCUCCUGCCGGCCUUCUCCGCGUUGGGGCCCAUGCCGGUGCCAGGCCUGACGGGGGCGCCUCCCGCGGUCCCCCGGCCGGGGCCGCAGGGCCAGGGCACGCCCUGGAGGCCGUGGCUGCGGUGAGGACGCGACCCUCGAACUUCUGGGGCUCCCGGCCCCGUCCUAGGACCAAGGCCCUUUGCCGAGAGAUACCCAGAGAAUAUUUAUUACUAGAAGCUGCGUCCAGAGUGGUAGUGUGUUUUUUCUUUUAAACGGGAAACGACUUAGUGGAGGGCGGUUGUGGACUGGAGAGUGAAGCUCGGUAGCUGGGGGCGAGAGGAAAUCCGGGAGGGCUGUGUGUCCCUCGGAUUCUCACCGCCAACCGCUGCUUGCAGCCAGCGUCUCCCUCCGAGGGCCGGGGAACGGGGACGCCUGUGUGAGGUCCCUGCGUCGCUCGGCGCCUUGGCUCUGGGGGUGAGACAGCGGGAGGCACCGCCCCCAGGCUCUGCCUCCGCCCCUUCUUCCUCCCGCCUCCAGUUCCAGGCUGCGCCUGCGUACUGAGUGUGGUCGGCCCACGCGUUGGGGUUGUUUGGGUCUGCCCUGUGGCCAGCGACUCGCCUUCAGGUGGGGGUGUGAGGGUUCCCUUGGGAGGCCCAGGAGGAAGGCGACAGAACUCGAAGUUUUCCAGAAUGUGUCUAGGGAGUUCAUGCAAUGUUACCAGGCGAGUUGUUUUUAAAGACUCUCCGUGACUCUGGGGAUCCUGGCUUGUUGGGACACGUGCUUGUUCACACCCUAGUGUGCAAUGCCAUGACCCUGCGCUGGGAUGCGCCGCCCUGACGCCUCAGUUCUCGCGGUCUACCUC
Molecule: messenger RNA, 1714 nt
Organism: Loxodonta africana (African savanna elephant)
Lineage: Eukaryota; Metazoa; Chordata; Mammalia; Proboscidea; Elephantidae
Gene: HES4
Product: hes family bHLH transcription factor 4
Exons: 3
Coding region: 202-996 (264 amino acids)
Biological process (GO): anterior/posterior pattern specification; regulation of transcription by RNA polymerase II
Cellular component (GO): nucleus
Molecular function (GO): protein dimerization activity; DNA-binding transcription factor activity, RNA polymerase II-specific; RNA polymerase II cis-regulatory region sequence-specific DNA binding
Source: RefSeq, a predicted model, not a curated record